Messenger RNA from Eucalyptus grandis, 1624 nucleotides. RefSeq lists its product as uncharacterized. The coding region runs from base 445 to 1365 and encodes 306 amino acids. Gene Ontology annotation, cellular component: mitochondrion. The record is from RefSeq and is a predicted model, not a curated record. Gene Ontology annotation, biological process: glycerophospholipid biosynthetic process. The transcript has 9 exons. Lineage: Eukaryota; Viridiplantae; Streptophyta; Magnoliopsida; Myrtales; Myrtaceae.
AAAUGGUGAGUGUUCCUGAUUGGUAGACUUCAAUAGGUCCUAGUAAUUGCUUUAAUGUGUUAGUAAUUUUUACUAUUACAUUUCUCACUUUCGAUAUGUGUUACCGAAUGUGACCAUUCAAUAGAAUCAUCACCGGUGAGUGCCAUGAUAUAAUGGUCAAACUAAAGUUUUCAAGUUGCAUGCUGGACAUCAUAUGCUUAUUGUGGUUGAUUAUUCACUUAUCAGCAAGUAUUGGUACUUUUAAGAUCUAAUAGUAAUCGUCUUGAUGACUUUGAGAUUGCCGCUAUCUUAUGUUUAAGUCAUUCAAGCAAUUUGAAUCUGUGAUGCCUUUUGAGAUGCCCUUGCCUAUAAUCGUUCAAUAUGUUACUCCCUUGAAAUAAGAAAUUUCGCUUGUUAAUUCUUGAAGAAGCGAUAAUUAGUUUUUACUGCACGCUGCUAAUAGCAAUGGCUGAUGCCGGAGGUGGCUUUUCUGAAUCCAAAAGAGCCCAGGACUUAGGUCAACUACUAGGAGUCAACAUUCUACCUUCACAGGUCAUACAGGGCCACACACCUUUUAAACAACUGGUAAAUAGAUUCGAGAACAAACUUGUCGUUGCUGUUGGCAAAGGAGAACCUGCUGCUGUGAUGUCCGAAUAUGGAUACAAAAAUGUCCUGUCAAUUGAUGAGUACACUAGCUACUUUGAUGCUAUUGAUCCACUGGCACCGUACAAGAGAUGGACAACUAAGCCAGACAUUGACCAGAAUAGCACUUCCAAUGAGAUGGCGAAGAGAAAAAUUGCUGUACAAACACAGAGAGUUCAGGCAGCAUUUGUAGUCAGUGAUUCUGUUGAUUGGAGCAGAGAUAUUCAGGUGCUCUGUGACAUAUUGAGAACUGGAGGGCUUCCUGUAGAGGAGACUGGAAAGCAACCGCACCUUUUUUUUGCAAAUGAUGACCUAGAAUACCAGGCUACUUUUCCUGCUGAACGUUUGGGUAUGGGAGCUUUCAGGAUUGCAUUAGAAGCAAUCUAUAACAGAAUACAUCCCAUUCCUCUGGCGUAUACAUCAUACGGGAAGCCAAAUCCAUUUGUCUAUGGAAAUGCUGAGACAAUGUUAAGGAAUCUUAUGCCAUCUUUGUUAAGCAACCUAGAUGUGGAGAAUACUACAAACUCUGGAAUUCUUCGUUUCAAAACCCUAUACAUGAUAGGAGAUAAUCCAAAAAUCGACAUUAGAGGUGCACGGCAGGCAGGAGAUCCUUGGUUUUCUAUAUUAACAAGGACUGGGGUAUUCAAGGGAAAAGAUAAUCAUUCAGAGUUCCUUGCUGACUUGGUCGUGGAUACUGUUGAGGAUGCUGUCGACUUUAUCUUGAGAAAGGAGUGCGGUUCUUGACAUCACUUAAACAAAAGAUGCCUUUUCUUUCUGUGGUAUCUGAACAAUUGUCACUUCUUUGGAAGCUGGUACGAUCUUCCAUUCUGUGUUUUCCCUAUCAUAAAAAGUAACUACCAUUAGCUAGUCUUCUAUUGAUUUUGCUCAUCAUGUAUGAAUGAUGUUCCUCGAAGGCAGUCCACAUCCCAUUUGAAUUAGGUUAGAUCAAAUGAAUAAUUUAUGGUUCUUCUUACUCUUUUCUCAAUGCAUGCGAUGUUGAUUA